Salvia miltiorrhiza (redroot sage) is the source of this 1977-nucleotide messenger RNA. RefSeq names its product BTB/POZ and MATH domain-containing protein 3. The transcript has 6 exons. Gene Ontology annotation, molecular function: protein binding. Gene Ontology annotation, biological process: protein ubiquitination. NCBI's taxonomy places the organism in Eukaryota, Viridiplantae, Streptophyta, Magnoliopsida, Lamiales, Lamiaceae. The record is from RefSeq and is a predicted model, not a curated record. The coding region runs from base 261 to 1571 and encodes 436 amino acids.
CUCCACAAAUUGGUAGAUUUCCUUAAAAUUUGUGUACAAAAACCAAAAAUUUGAUGAUUUUGAGGGAAGAAGUGGUGUGGCCCCCCUUUUCAGUUAUUUCCCGACUGAGACCAAAAUCAUGUCUACAAAUGCACCCUAAUUGUGGAUCGAUCCACCAAAUUCUCACUCCAAUUACCAAUUCCACCUAUCAAAACCCAUCCCAAACCUAAACCCGCCAGUUUCUCUAGGGUUUUUCCGUCUGAUUUUCACAUUCCAAUGAAAUGAUCGUCAACCCCGGCGAACCCUACAUCGCGCUCGCCUCGAGUUCCGUAUCGGUCACCGGCGAACCCUACAUCGUGAUCGACUCCAGCUCGAGGUCGAUCAACGAGACGGUGAAUGGGACGCACCACUUUACCAUCCGCGGCUACUCUCUGGCGAAAGGCAUGGGCCCCGGAAAGUACGUUUCUUCUGACACCUUCAACAUCGGAGGCUACGAUUGGGCAAUUUACUUCUAUCCCGAUGGGAAAAACCCCGAUGAUUCGUCCGCAUACGUGUCGGUUUUCAUCGCGUUAGCGAGCGAGGGCACCGAUGUGAGGGCGCUGUUUGAGCUUGCUCUUUUGGAUCAGAGUGGGAAGGGGAAGCAUAAGGUGCAUAGUCAUUUCGAUCGGGCGCUCGAGAGCGGGCCUUAUACGCUCAAGUACAGAGGAAGCAUGUGGGGUUAUAAGCGGUUUUUCAGAAGGACUGCCUUAGAAACUUCUGAUUUUCUGAAGGAUGAUUGUCUCUCCAUGCAUUGCACUGUGGGAGUCGUUCGAACUCGCGUUGAGGGACCAAAAUUGUACAGUGUUCACGUCCCCCCAUCAGAUAUGGGUCAGAGUCUCAAGCAUUUGCUGGAUGCUGAACUUGGUUGUGAUGUAGUUUUCAAAGUUGAAAAGGAGUCAUUCAAGGCCCAUAAGUUAGUACUGGCUGCCCGUUCUCCAGUAUUUAGAGCUCAAUUCUUCGGACUUGUUGGAAAUCCUAAUAGUGACAAGGUGGAACUGGAAGAUGUUGAACCAUCCAUUUUCAAGGCUUUGCUUCAUUUUAUUUACUCUGACGAACUUCCUGAUUUCACUGAAAUCGUUGAUUCAACGCCUGCUUCUUCUGCGAUCAUGAUGCAACAUCUAUUGGCUGCUGCUGACCGCUUUGGUUUAGAUAGGUUGAAAUUAUUAUGUGAAGCAAAAUUAUGUGAAGAGUUCAGCACUGAUACAGUGGCAACAACUCUUUCCCUGGCAGAGCAGCAUCACUGCCCACAGCUCAAGUCCAUAUGUUUAAAAUUUGCUGCAACAAACUUGGGAGGGGCAGCAUCUCCAGACCUCAUUGAGGAGAUGUCGAAAUUACAGUUAGUGAUGAAAUCAGAAGGAUUCAAGCACUUGGAACAGAGCUGUCCCUCACUGUUGUCGGAGCUGCUGGAAACAGUGGCAUUGGCGGAUGAGAAGCCGAAUCUCGUAUCAGGUAAGAAAAGGAGCGGCAGCAGCAUCUUUGCACUGGAUUUGGCAGCAGAUGCCGUUGCAGAAUCUGUGAACCCUAAUGGCCGUCGGAUGCGGAGAAGGGGCUAGUGCUGUGGAUGCAAAUUGAAGAUAUAAUGGGAACUAAAGAAGGGGUGUUGGCAUUGGGGUUAGGCCAGAGGAAAGCCCCCAUAGCAAACUGUCGUUUCUGCAUGAGAUCUCCGAGGGCGGGCAGGCCGUACUCUGCUAGAAGGCGGUCGACCAUCCACUCCGGCAUGUGUUGGUACUCCGUUUUGCUGUAUCUUGGAUAAUGCACCGGCAUUUUGAACUCGUUAAUCUCCCUUCCUCCACUCAUUUUUGUUACUAGUAUAAUAGUAGAUGAUGAGAUUUUUUAUGUAAUAAGGUUGCCCUUUUAUAUCUACCAUCUUCUGAAAUGCAUCAUUGUAUGUCAUGACAACCUGAUGAUUUACCUUCUUCUGUUUUCUGUUAUCACUUACAUGAAUUGUGUGUUUAUCUC